This is a messenger RNA of Hippopotamus amphibius kiboko, 1086 nucleotides long. Its product is annotated as collagen alpha-1(I) chain-like. The transcript is spliced from 4 exons. The record is from RefSeq and is a predicted model, not a curated record. Bases 1 to 1086 code for a protein of 361 amino acids. NCBI's taxonomy places the organism in Eukaryota, Metazoa, Chordata, Mammalia, Artiodactyla, Hippopotamidae.
AUGGGUCUGCCCUGCAGGGGCGCCCUGACUCGUGGGGUCCCCAGGAGAGCGGACGUCGAGGCAGGCGACGCCAAACCCGAGGCAGCCCUUCUGGCCACGGUCCGCGUAGACCCGACCUGGCGGCGGGGCUCGCUGGCCGACUGCGGGCGGGCGCCGUCGGAGCCAGGCUCAAGGGAAAAUAUAGACCCGGGGCCCACCGGCGGCCCCGCGGUGCGUGCGGGUUCGCGGAGAUGCUUGGCGGGGGGGCCCGGGGGCCCACCUGAGGUGGUGCCCUUGGGCUCUGGGGCGCGGCCCCUGCAGCUCCCCCGCCGCUCCAGGGCCGCGUCCCCCCGGCCCGUCUGCCCUGACGUAACGCCGAGCGUAGGCGACGGAGGCGAUCGGUUUGCGGGCGAACUGGCCCCCGGAGUCGAGUGGCCUGUGGGACCGCGCGGGGAGUCCCGGAGGCGCGGCUGCGGGGGCGGGUGUGCGUCUGCGCCUCGCCGGGCGUCCAGGCUGGCGGCCGAGGCGCCCACGGGCUCGCACACGCGCCCCUCCGCGGGCUUCCGCCGUCGCGGUGACCCUGCCGGGGACAGGCUGAGCAAACCGGGUCGGAACUCGGAGCUCCCGGGCCGCGGCGGGGCCGAGGCGCCGCAGCAUUCCCGACUCGGUUUCCCUGGCCCCGGCGCUCAGUUGAGCAGCUGCGGCGGAGGGCGUAGCCGUCUGCGCCGGGAAGGAGCCCCGCGCGGGGACAGCGACGACAGAGCAGGGUGUCCGCAGGCGGUCGGGCCCUUCCGUCCGCACUGCCCGCCGAGCAGGAGUUCCUCCGACUUCUCGCGGGCAGUCGCCGCACAUCAAAGACGCUGUUUAUUUGGCUUGCUGAAAAGGACAAAUGAACAAAGAGAAGCUGGGGGGUUGGGGGGGGCAGGAGAAAGGGUAAAGAAAGGGACACCCUCAGUUCUGAGCAAAUUUUUUAAGUAUCUAAUUGGGCUGCUUUGCCGACCUAAUGAGAUUAGAGGGAGGAAUCGUUCGCCGCCACUGCAGAAUAAACUGAUACAUUACUACCAGCCACAGGUUUUGAGGACUCGCUCUCCUGCCUGCGCGCUCUGA